AUGAACACAAUCGUCUUCGGCCACCCCUCGGCGAAUCCGCUACUGCUGGCAAUCGAGGCCGCAAGCGAGCCCAACAGCUACCUACUACUACUCAUAAACGCGUCGGUACCCUCGCACUCAGUUGAACAAGAGGAGGAUCUACAACAGGCGAAUGCGGAGAACACUACGGAGACAGUCAUCAGCAGCAGUGACACAACAGGCCUACUCUCCACGAUCUCACACCAAUCCACUCAGCCAGUGCAAGAGAAGUCAAUACAGCAGGCGAAUACGGAGAACACUGCGGAGAAACCAAGCGGCAACAAGGCCCCCAGCACCAAGAACACGGCUCAGCUCUCCAAGAUCCCACGUCAUAUGCUCUCCACGGUUCCACAUCAAAUCAUCACUUAG
Molecule: messenger RNA, 387 nt
Organism: Letharia columbiana
Lineage: Eukaryota; Fungi; Ascomycota; Lecanoromycetes; Lecanorales; Parmeliaceae
Exons: 2
Coding region: 1-387 (128 amino acids)
Source: RefSeq, a predicted model, not a curated record